AUAAAGAUAUAAACCCAACAAAGUGACUACAUUCUUUCCUUAAAAACAGAAACAACAACACCAACAAACUUCUGAUGAAUGCAGAGAUGAACGGCGGUGGUGUGAAGGCGGCGGUGGGUGAUGAGAGCAUAAUAGAUUAUGUGUACAAGGUGGUGGUGAUCGGUGAUUCAGCGGUGGGGAAGACACAAGUGCUGUCAAGAUUCACCAGAAAUGAGUUCUGUUUGGACUCCAAAUCCACCAUCGGAGUUGAAUUUCAGACCAGAACUUUGACUAUUCAGUCUAAAGUUAUCAAGGCUCAGAUCUGGGAUACUGCCGGUCAAGAAAGAUACCGAGCGGUAACAAGUGCAUACUACAGAGGAGCAUUGGGGGCAAUGUUGUUGUACGAUAUAACCAAAAGAGAUUCAUUUGAUCACGUUGCAAGAUGGGUCGAAGAACUUCGGGCCCACGCAGAUAACUCGAUUGUCAUCGCUUUGAUAGGCAACAAAGUUGAUCUGGAAGAUAAGCGAGCGGUUCCAUCUGAAGACGCGGUGGAGUUUGCAGAGAAUCAAGGUUUGUAUUUCUUUGAGACCUCCGCCCUCACCGGUGACAAUGUGGAAGCUGCUUUUUUUAAGUUAUUAGAGGAAAUCUAUUCUGUAGUUUCUAAGAAGAGUUUGGACCAUGAUGCCCGAAAUGGGGAUUCCAUGAUACUAAAGGGGUUAAAAAUCGAUGUCAAUGGUGGUCCGGAUUUGGAGAUAAGCGAGAUGAAAAAGUUGUCGUCUUGCUCGUGUUGAAUACGACCUUGAUCGAGUAUGUUUCAACUAAUUUUGGGUGUUGAAGUUAUUUGUCGUGUGAUGUGUUGGUUGUAGAGUUUGAAGUGAAUCACGGAAUUCAUGCAUGUAAACCACAAAUAGUUAAUGAAGAGUACAUCAAUGCACCCUUGGCCCAAACCUAGAGGAUUUUAAAUAUUUGGGCCCUUAGCAUCAAUUUGGGCACGUUUUCUAUAUGGACCUGGCUCUAGUAAGUUUAUAGGGUGGUCUUAUAAAACAUUUUUCAGAACUUUUAAAAAUGUUUUUGAUUUUAUUACUAGUGUCUAACCUCUAUCUAUUCACUAGUGUGAAUAGUUUGCUUGGUCCAAGCUUGUAUGGUUUGAUGUUUGGUGUGCAAUUUGUGAUAUUUGAAGAUA
This is a messenger RNA of Helianthus annuus (common sunflower), 1162 nucleotides long. Its product is annotated as ras-related protein RABA3. Gene Ontology annotation, molecular function: GTP binding; GTPase activity. Bases 75 to 770 code for a protein of 231 amino acids. NCBI's taxonomy places the organism in Eukaryota, Viridiplantae, Streptophyta, Magnoliopsida, Asterales, Asteraceae. The record is from RefSeq and is a predicted model, not a curated record. Gene Ontology annotation, cellular component: endosome. The transcript has 2 exons.